CUCUCUCAACGGUUUCCUCUCUGGGUUCAUCUCAUCUCCUUAUCCAUCCACCAUGUCGGUCUCUGUUCGCAUGACGUCCUCCAAAGGACCCAAGACCGUGACCUCAAAGUCCAUUAUCACCAAGAGUCGGGGUGGUUCCACGUUCUUUCCACAGAAAGCCCACAGCGUGUAUGGAGGUGGUUUAGGUGGAAGCACCCGCAUCUCUUCCUCCUCGCUGCAAUCCAGAAUCGGAGGAUAUGGUGGAGGAUAUGGUGGAGGAUAUGGUUUUGGUGGUGGAUACGGUGGAGGUUAUGGCGGAGGAUAUGCAGCAGGCAUAAUGCCUGGAGGCUGCUUUGUAAAUGACUUCCAGCUGAAUGAGAAGGCCACCAUGCAGAACCUGAACGACCGUCUGGCGUCCUACCUGGAGAAGGUGCGCUCGCUGGAGGCUGCCAAUGCCAUCCUGGAGAGGCAGAUCCGCGAGUACUAUGAGAAGAAAGGGCCGAUCUGCCAGAGGGACUACAGUGCCUACUGGAACACCAUCAAGGACCUGAAGGACAAGAUUAAAAACGCUACCAUCCACAACGCCAACAUCCUCCUGCAGAUCGACAACUCUAAACUGGCUGCUGAUGACUUCAGGAUCAAAUAUGAGCAUGAGGUGGUGAUGCGGCAGUCUGUGGAGGCUGACGUCGCUAACCUGCGCCGCUUGCUGGACCAGACAAACCUGGCAAGGGCUGACCUGGAGAUGCAGAUCAAGGGUCUGGAGGAAGAGCUGGCAUUUAUGAAGAAGAACCACCAGGAGGAGCUGGCUGCACUGAGGUCACAGCUGACAGGCACAGUGAACGUAGAGGUUGAUGCUGCUCCUCAGCAAGACCUGAACAAGGUUAUGGAGGAGAUUCGUUCUCAUUACGAGAACAUCAUACAGAAACACCGCAGGGAACAGGAGGCCUGGUUCAAAGACAAGACGGCAGGGUUGAACAAAGAGGUGGCCAUCAGCACAGAGACCAUACAUACGUCCAGAUCGCAGAUCACAGAGCUGCGAAACACCUUACAGAGUCUGGAGAUCGAGCUGCAGUCUCAACUCAGCAUGAAAGCGGCACUGGAGAACUCACUGGCAGAAACAGAGGCUAGGUACAGCGCUAUGCUAGCAGGCUACCAGAACCAAAUCAACAUGCUGGAGGCCGAGCUUUGUCAAGUGCGGGCAAGCAUUGAGCAACAGGGACGUGAUUACGCCUUGUUGUUGGACAUCAAGACACGUCUGGAGCAGGAGAUCGCCACCUACAGGAACCUCCUGGAAAAUCAGGACUUCAAGACUCAAAUUCCAGGAUCAACUAUCAUGAUCUCAGGUGGAUCUCAAUCCUCUGGUGGUUCUCACACCAUCACAACUGGUGGACCAACAAUCCAAAUCAAGCAAACCACCACCACUUCACACCGUACUUACUAAAGUCACAGCAUGCCGCUUCGUGAGACAGUAUUCAAACUCAUGCAGACAUUUCAUUUUAAAUGAGUGUUGAUACACAGUUUGUGACAUGACAAGAAACGAGGAAAUGUGUUGCUUAUAAAACAUCGAAAGACACUCACUGUUAUGUUGUUGUAUGUGAGAAAAAACUGUCUCUGAAAAUAAAACGGCUGUCAAGAAA
Molecule: messenger RNA, 1616 nt
Organism: Sinocyclocheilus rhinocerous
Lineage: Eukaryota; Metazoa; Chordata; Actinopteri; Cypriniformes; Cyprinidae
Product: keratin, type I cytoskeletal 19-like
Exons: 8
Coding region: 53-1420 (455 amino acids)
Cellular component (GO): cytoskeleton
Molecular function (GO): structural molecule activity
Source: RefSeq, a predicted model, not a curated record